ACGCGGUCUGGGCGGGCCCGACCGGUUUGCGACAGUGGCCGCGGUCCGGGACCGGAGAGCCCAGGGGGACCGCCGCACAGCGCCGGGGUUCCGCCGGCGUCUGGGGGGCCACGGCUCGGCUCGGGGUCGCGGCCGCUGCCAGGAUCCGCCGCGCGCGCGCGCGGGGCGCGGGACGCCGAGGGCCCGGGCCAGGCGUGCGCCGUGAGGGGCGGGCGUCCGGACUUGGCGAGCUGAUGCGGACUCGCUUUUGAGCGGCUGGGGACGAGCGAAGCAGCCCCAAAAUGGAGGACUUUGCUACCAGGACCUACGGGACCAGCGGCCUGGAUAACAGACCUCUGUUCGGGGAGACGUCUGCCAAGGAUUCCAGCUUCCAUUCUGGCAGCAGCCCAGUCCAAGUCAUCUGGCUUACAAACUCUUGUCUCUUUCAGGACCGAAUCAUCAAUUUAGUUGUUGGCAGCUUAACCACCUUGUUGAUUCUAGUAACACUGAUCAGUGCUUUUGUGUUCCCUCAACUACCUCCCAAACCACUGAAUAUAUUUUUUGCUGUCUGCAUCUCUUUGAGUAGUAUUACUGCCUGCAUACUUAUCUACUGGUAUCGACAAGGAGACUUAGAACCGAAAUUUAGAAAUCUAAUUUACUAUAUCUUAUUUUCUAUCAUCAUGUUAUGUAUAUGUGCAAACUUGUACUUCCAUGAUGUGGGAAGGUGAGACUGCAGAGAUGAAAUACUUACCAGGACUCUUGGAAAUCUAUGUGAAUUUAACUGCUGCAAAAAAGUAUGCUGAAGAACUGUCUACAGAAGUCUGACACAUGAGUUUUUUCAUGUUAAUUGUAAAUCUGAAUCCCCUCGUGCUAGGGGGCUGUACCACAGAGCUCUGCGUCCCUUUAAAAAGCUGAAACAUUCCAGCCCUCAAAUAGCAAACAAUUUUUACUUUUGAUCUUUUUUUUUUAACAAUUUAAUUGCAUGGCUCAAAAUCUUGCAUUUUAAGACAAAUACUCUUUUAUUUCUGUUAAACUGAAUAUACAAUUAUUGUUCCCUAGGCAACCAACUUUUGCUUAUUACUACAGUUUCACAUUAAUAAACAGAUGGUGAAAAGACAACUUUGAUUGUGAAGAUCUAAUUACAUUAAUAAAUAAAAUAAUUUAUACAA
Molecule: messenger RNA, 1148 nt
Organism: Mastomys coucha (southern multimammate mouse)
Lineage: Eukaryota; Metazoa; Chordata; Mammalia; Rodentia; Muridae
Gene: Tmem243
Product: transmembrane protein 243
Exons: 5
Coding region: 282-707 (141 amino acids)
Source: RefSeq, a predicted model, not a curated record